Mustela erminea (ermine) is the source of this 1843-nucleotide messenger RNA. It is a transcript of the gene SPRY1, whose product is annotated as sprouty RTK signaling antagonist 1. The coding region runs from base 575 to 1534 and encodes 319 amino acids. Gene Ontology annotation, cellular component: cytosol; membrane. Lineage: Eukaryota; Metazoa; Chordata; Mammalia; Carnivora; Mustelidae. The transcript has 2 exons. The record is from RefSeq and is a predicted model, not a curated record. Gene Ontology annotation, biological process: negative regulation of fibroblast growth factor receptor signaling pathway; negative regulation of Ras protein signal transduction; negative regulation of MAP kinase activity.
GCCAAAGCGAGCUUCAACUUUAUUCUUGUUUGGAGAGCGGCGGAGCGGCGACGGGAGGGGAGAGGGCGCUGCCACUUUAAAAAUGGGAAGUCCGCCCUCCUGAGGUAAUGGUAACCUCAGCCUCCUCCCCUCCUCCUGCCUGAAGAGAGGGAGAGAGAGAAAACUUGUUUUCAUUCAUAACUUUUUCCUUUUCCUUCCUCUCCGUCAACUAUUUAUUCACGGCUUCUCUCAGCUCGGAUUGCAGAGGGCGCAGCUCCACCGUCGUUAACUUACAGUGUGGCGACGCUUCUCCGCUGCCCCUGACCCCGGCUCAUUUCUGCCCGGCUCUUUAGGAACCCGGCUUUGCCUUUAAAGUAGAGAGAGAUCUUUAUUGAUAAUUAUCCAUGCUGUGGGCUUGCUUUGGGCGCCUGCGUUAGCUCGGAAGGCUCUACGCGAUCUAAGAGAAACCUUGGCGAGAUACGCGAAAAUGGGUUGGAAAUCCUCGGUGAUCCUUAAGAUGUGAUGGGAUUGUCGGAAAAGGAUUUCAGAUGCAUGCGAGGUUUCCACUGAUUGCCAGAAUUCGAGAUCACUACACAUGGAUCCCCAAAAUCAACAUGGCAGUGGCAGUUCAUUAGUUGUGAUCCAGCAGCCUACAUUGGAUAGCCGUCAGAGGUUAGACUAUGAGAGAGAAAUUCAACCUGCUGCUAUUUUGUCUUUAGACCAGAUCAAGGCCAUCAGAGGUAGUAACGAAUACACAGAAGGGCCAUCUGUGGUGAAAAGACCUGCUCCACGAACAGCACCAAGACAAGAAAAACAUGAAAGGACUCAUGAAAUCGUACCAAUUAAUGUGAAUAACAACUAUGAGCAUAGACCUACAAGCCACCUGGGACAUGCAGGACUCUCAAAUAAUGCCAGAGGCCCCAUUUUGAGCAGAUCCACCAGCACUGGAAGUGCAGCCAGUUCUGGAAGCAACAGCAGUGCCUCUUCCGAGCAGGGACUAUUAGGAAGGUCACCGCCAACCAGACCAGUCCCUGGGAAUAGGUCUGAAAGGGUAAUCCGGACCCAGCCCAAGCAACUGGUUGUGGAUGACUUAAAGGGUUCUUUGAAAGAGGACCUGACACAGCACAAGUUUAUUUGUGAACAGUGUGGGAAGUGCAAGUGUGGAGAAUGCACAGCUCCCAGGACCCUGCCAUCCUGUUUGGCCUGCAAUCGUCAGUGCCUUUGCUCUGCUGAGAGCAUGGUGGAAUAUGGAACCUGCAUGUGUUUAGUCAAGGGCAUCUUCUACCACUGCUCCAAUGAUGAUGAAGGGGAUUCUUACUCGGAUAAUCCUUGCUCCUGUUCACAGUCACACUGCUGCUCUAGGUACCUGUGUAUGGGAACCAUGUCUCUAUUUUUACCUUGCUUACUCUGUUACCCUCCUGCUAAAGGAUGCCUGAAGCUGUGCAGGGGGUGUUAUGACUGGAUCCAUCGCCCAGGAUGCAGAUGUAAGAACUCCAACACUGUCUAUUGUAAGCUGGAGAGCUGUCCCUCUAGGAGUCAGGGUAAACCAUCAUGAUUUUUGGAAGUGGGUUGGACCUCCUGAACUUCUAACUUUCAAGCUGUGGCUGUUAAAAAGAUUCUAUUAGAUACUGGUUUUAUUUUCUUUACAAUUUUCCUGCCUUUCUUCCCCUGUUCCCAAGGUUUGACUCAUGGAUCUUACUCUUCUCAAAUGGAUGAUCUUCAGUAAGAGUGGACUGUGAAACUGCACCUGGCUCCCACUUAUGAGAAGAGCCACUGCCAUCCACUGAAGAGGGUAUUGAGAGCUAGUGGGCUUUUGUGUAGCCUUUUUGUUCUACAGGCAACUUGUCAAAGUUGUUGUAUACAU